GGGAAGGGGAUGAAGGGAAAUGGAAAGGACUGGUGAAUGGUUCUGAUCCGGAAGUACACCUACGGGAAGUUCAGUCGACGCGGUUUCUGGCAAAUAGUGGGAUAUUUUAUUUUAUUCGCGUGUAUAUUUUAUUUUCCCACAGACGAGAAGACACUGUAGACCGUUAAUAAUAUCAUGGGUGCGGUUUAAAACUGAUUUAGUCCAAAUAAAAGCAGCAGGAGUUGGAGAUGAUGUUUUGAGAGCUGAUUUCUGAUACAGUGAGAUGCGACGCUGCUAGGAUGAAGUUUCUGAUCCUUUUAAGCCUCACCGUUUCGCCUUUCUGGGUGAAGAGUGCCCUGAAUCCUAGAUCGGUGGAGAAGGAGCUGAGAGACCAGGAAGAGGACCAAGAGUUUGAGAGCCUCCGAUCAAUGCUGGCAGACUUCGAGGUGCUUCCUGCUUCUAGUUUCCAGCAGCAUUCCUUAAGGAAGAGAGACGUCGACUCGCCAUCACAUGUCGAACGUCUGGUCAGCUUCACAGCACUGAAGAGGCAUUUCAAGUUGUACCUGACCACCAACACAGAGCUUUUCACUGACAAUUUCAAAGCUGUGUUCAUAGAUGAUAAAGGGAGGGAGCAGAAUUACGAUGUCGAAAUGCAAAAUUACUUCAGAGGACAUGUAGUAGGUGAGGAGCAUUCGCGGGUGCAGGCCCACAUGGACGGAGAUGAAUUUUCGGCGCACAUUCUCACUGAUGAAGCCGAGUACAACGUGGAGCCUUUAUGGAGGUUCACAGAGAAGGCACCAGACAGCCGCCUGCUAGUGUAUCGCUCCGAGGACAUCAAGAACAUUAGCCGUCUGGCCUCAUCUAAAGUAUGUGGCUACAUCAAUGCCGAGGCUCCACAGUUGCUUCCUGAGGAGGCCAGAACAGCAGCAGCAGAAGCACAGGAGGAUGGAGAAACAGGCAAGAGAGUGCGGAGGCAGACACACAACCACAAGAAGAACACCUGCACGCUGUUACUGGUGGCAGACUACCGCUUCUAUAAGCACAUGGGGCGUGAAGAAGAGAGCACCACACUGAACUAUCUGAUUGAGCUGAUUGACCGAGUGGAUGACAUCUACAGGAACACUUCAUGGGACGAUGAGUUUAAAGGCUAUGGUGUACAGAUUCAUCAGAUCAUCAUAAACAAGGUUCCCACUGAAGUCUCUCCAGGGCAGCUUCACUACAAUAUGAAAGGCAGCCCACGACCAAAAGACGACCAAGUGUGGGAUGUUAAGAAGCUUCUAGAACAAUUCAGUUUGGACAUAGCAGACAACGCCUCAGCUGUGUGCCUGGCUCACCUCUUUACCUAUCAGGACUUUGAUGAAGGCACUCUUGGUCUUGCAUAUGUAGCUUCCUCCAGAGACCAGGCCUUGGGAGGACUCUGCUCAAAACCUUACUAUCCAGCUCCUUCAGUGAAGAAAGCCAGCUACCUGAACACAGGCUUAACCAGCACUAAGAAUUAUGGCAAGACCAUUCUUACCAAGGAAGCAGAUCUGGUGACCACUCACGAGCUUGGACACAACUUCGGAGCAGAGCACGACCCAGACAACAUUGCCUACUGUGCCCCAAGUGACGAGCAAGGAGGCAAGUUUGUGAUGUACCCCAUCGCUGUGAGUGGAGACCAUCCAAACAACAAGCGGUUCUCCAACUGCAGUAAAGCCUCAGUGAGCCGGACUCUGAGGGUCAAGGCUCCACAGUGCUUCAAGGUACGCACCAGCAACUUGUGUGGCAACUCUCGCGUGGAAGAAGGAGAGGAGUGCGACUCCGGUCUCCUCCAUCGCAACGAUGACCCCUGCUGUACAGCCGACUGCAAGCUGAAGAAGGGCAAGCAGUGCAGUGACAGGAACAGUCCAUGCUGCUACAAGUGCAUGUACCAAGAAGCUAAUAAGAUCUGUCAGGAGUCCAUCAACGCCACGUGUAAAGCUAGCUCAUCAUGCACAGGCAAAAGCAGCGACUGUCCAACUCCUGGAAAUCUGUCUGAUGACACAGAGUGUGUGGAUAGAGGCCAGUGUCGCGGAGGCGAGUGUGUUCCUUUCUGUGAGGCCACACAGAACCUUCGCUCCUGUGCGUGCAAUGAUACGGACAGCUCCUGUAAGGUGUGCUGUAAGAACCCAAAUGGACUCUGUGCUCCUUUUAAAUUUGAAAAUGGAGAUUAUCUGUACCUACGUAAAGGCAAGCCCUGCACCGUGGGCUUCUGUGAUGGCCGUGGUAAAUGCAUGAAGCAGGUACAAGAUGUUGUCGAGAGGUUGUGGGACUUUAUUGACAAGCUGGAUAUCAACACAUUCGGGAAGUUCCUGGCUGACAAUAUAGUAGGCUCUGUGGUGGUCUUUUCCCUCCUCUUCUGGAUCCCUCUGAGCAUCCUGGUGCACUGUGUGGACAAGAAACUGGACAAACAGUAUGAGGAGAACUCCAAGUCUCUGAUAUACCCCAGCAAUAUGGAGGUGCUGAGCGGUAUGGAGGCUUCCAUGCGCAUCAUCAAAGCCCCUGUUCCUCCUCCUCCUCCUCCUCCUUCCUCUUCUGUUACAGCAGCGCGACCCGUACAGGGACACCCCGGUGGCGGCGGCGGCAGCAGCACCUCUCCGCCUACAACCUCCUCUUCCGAGCCCAGAGCGGAUCCUCAGCGUAUGGCCACCAUCGAGGAGGACUCCAGCGGCGACUCUCCACCAGGGACAGCCUUCUCCCCGAGUUCUGCGGCAGCCAAGUCGUUCGAGGACCUCACCGAACAUUCACCACUAAACCGUCCGAACAGGCGACUGCAGAGACAAGCACGCAUCGAGAGUAAAGAGACGGAGUGCUGAGACGUACGCUCCAUCCCAUUCACACUUCCACAUUCUCUCUCUCUCUCUCUCUCUCUCUGCCGCAAGCAUGCACUUUGGUACACGACAAACAAAUGAGCCUUUUGUUAAGAAUCAAUUUGAAGACAAUCCAACAUCAGUGUACUGUAGUGCAGGUGUAUUGUGCUGACUGCUAAGUAUUUUUGGUUAGUUGUGUAAAUUAGUUUUUUUUUUUUUUUUUUUUUUUAAACAUAAGAACAGAAAAGUCAUGUAUAAAUGCCAGAGGCUGCAGUCUAGAAGCCUGGAUAUUAAAGGUGCCCUCUGUUAGCUGGGAGGAGAAACGGUUCACCGAUUCCUUUCUCCGCCAAUUGAUCCCGCCCCGCGUUAAGACUUGCAGGUUGCCUUUUAAGAAAAAGGAGUCGUGCUGAGCAGCUCUCCUUUGGCUCGGGGGCGGAGCUGAUUUCAGGACCAGAAAAAUCUCAACGGAAGCCUGAAAUUUCUGAAACUAGAUCCGUUGCAUGGUUUUGAAGUGUUUGACAGAUCUAGAAAUACUUUUUAAGCAUUAUAAAAUGCACUUUUAAAUGAUUAUAAAGAAUAAUAAUAAAAAAAAAAGUGCCUUGUAGAACAGCUGUAAUAGUUUUACUCGUCACUGAAAUGCCUGGUGAGCAGUGUGUAAGUGUUUUUCCUUCAUCUUGUAAGUGAUCACACCCUUUAUUUGAGUAAAGGUCAGCCAUACAGAGACCGAUUUAAAGUCCUUUCCAUUAGAGCCAUCGCUGGCAGUAAUCUAGACCUAGUCUCAAAUCCGUCUGCUUCUGUCUGAAAUGGUGACGCUUCAAAUGCACGACCUCUGCAGGAAAGUCACCAGUUUGUGCCGUGGCUGUAUUUUUGUUCGAACUACUGUUAAACAAACGAUUAGAGUGGAGCGCGAUUUAUGAAUCAAGAAUAAGGUGUUCCUCUGAACACACUGCCGUUCCUGUCUCUGCUCUGCUGUGCUGUAGCAGUUCGAGUUACUACACUUAAGAUUUUCUGUUUGUUUUCUAAACUGCCUGGAAGUUUUAACUGGAAAAACUAUAAAUUGAACUAUAAAUACACUGAAUUCUAAUUUAAAUGCACAUUUGUGAGCCCACAUAAACAUAUCAGGAAAAGUGUUAAAACGUUUUAUAUUCAGACACUAUAUACUUCAGGUGCUGUUUAGGUCUCGGUGUCUGACUCCAUGACACACCGGAGUCCACAAUGACUCAAACUGUUUUUGAGAACUGAUGACAUUUAUGGAGUUAGGACUUGAGCAGUAUGGAUGUGAAUCUAUAUAAAUGUAAUUUUAUUGUUGAAUCUGUUGCAUUAAAUUUAGAACACGA
Molecule: messenger RNA, 4144 nt
Organism: Neoarius graeffei (lesser salmon catfish)
Lineage: Eukaryota; Metazoa; Chordata; Actinopteri; Siluriformes; Ariidae
Gene: adam17a
Product: ADAM metallopeptidase domain 17a
Exons: 19
Coding region: 279-2813 (844 amino acids)
Biological process (GO): Notch signaling pathway; membrane protein ectodomain proteolysis
Cellular component (GO): plasma membrane
Molecular function (GO): metalloendopeptidase activity
Source: RefSeq, a predicted model, not a curated record